Molecule: messenger RNA, 933 nt
Organism: Lasiosphaeria miniovina
Lineage: Eukaryota; Fungi; Ascomycota; Sordariomycetes; Sordariales; Lasiosphaeriaceae
Exons: 2
Coding region: 1-933 (310 amino acids)
Source: RefSeq, a predicted model, not a curated record
AUGGCGUCAGCUUACCACCUCCCGUCUGAUGCGGUCUGGUUCAUCACGGGCUGCUCCUCGGGCAUCGGGCAGGCGCUGGCCGCGCACGUGGGCGCCGAGGGCUACCGCGUAGUAGCUACGGCGCGGAAAGUCACCAGCCUGGACUACCUCGUCGCCGCGGACGACACCAAGAUCCUCAAGCUGGCGCUCGACGUGACGUCGCGCCCGUCUAUCGACGCCGCCGUGGCCGCGGCGUUGGCGCGGUUCGGCCGCAUCGACGUGCUGGUCAACAACGCCGGCUACACGCUGAUCGGCGACACGGAGAAUGCGGCCGACGGCGACGCGCGCCGGCUGCUCGACACCAACUUCUGGGGCGUCGUCGACCUGACCAAGACGGCGCUGCGCGUCAUGCGCGACGACAAUUCUGCUCUGGGAGGCAAGCAGGGCGGCGUUAUUAUUAAUGUCACGUCGAUGGGCGGCCGGGUCGGAUAUCCCUCGCAGGCCUUCUAUCACGCCAGCAAGUUCGCCGUCGAGGGCUUCACCGAGUCGGUCGCGCGCGAGGUGCGCCCCGAGUGGGGCCUGCAUUUUUGUCUUGUCGAGCCCGGCGGCGUCAGGACAAACUAUGCCGGCAGCAGCAUGCAGCGCAUCGCGCCGCCGCACCCGGCGUACGCUGCUGCCGACUCGCCGUCGCGUGUGCUCGAGGCUUAUAUUGCUGAUCCUGCCUCCACGCGGAACUGGGCGGAACCUGCCAGUGUUGCUGCUGCCCUGCUCGAGCUCGUUGCUGCUGGCAAGCCGAUUCCCCUGCGCCUGCCGCUCGGGCCCGAUUCGUGGGGCGCGCUGAGGGAGGAUGUCAAGAGGAAGUUGAGGGAACUGGAUGAGGUCAAGGAUGUCGCGCUGUCGGUCGGGCACCAGGCGCAGGCUGAGUCGAUUGCGUUUUUGUCUGAGGGCCGGUAG